CGCUAGUAAGUGAGCUGUAAAUUGAGAAGAGAAAAAAUUACUUUAGUCAUCAUUGAAAAAUAUGACCACAUGGAAAUAUCAUAGGAUAGUCGGUAUCAAGGUCUUUUUGGUCCAUCCAGACAGCAGUUCAUGUUACAUGUUCUGAAAAGGUAAGUGAAAAUGUCACCUGUUGACCUCACACACACCUUCGUCGGAAAACAUCCAAAAAUAGAUGGUUGAAGAAAACCGUGACAAAUUGCAAGGUGUCAAGUUUUCUAAAUCGAUUGUUCAUUUAAUCAAGCUGAUUAUUUGGCAUUUGUUGGUUUGUGUAGUUUCCUUUUAGAUGGCUUUUGUUAUGGGCUGGGACGUGCUUUGCGUCUUGGCGGAGAAAGGAUUGGGCUUAACACAAGUCACGUGAUGCACGUCCUUGGCGUUGAUUGGCCAGAAACCUUGUGACCCCCCACGACGCCUGAAUGACAACACAGCUUGUGCUCUGUCGCAGGGCGGCCAUCAUGGCGAACCCACGCAAAUUCAGUGAAAAAAUCGCGCUCCACAACCAAAAGCAGGCCGAAGAGACGGCCGCUUUUGAGCAGAUCAUGAAGGAAGUGAGUGGCGCUACAAGAGCCAGUGCUGGGGCGCAAUACCAGAAAAUGCAGAUGGCACAGGCUCUCGGAGCAUACCGUGGCGGUUCCCUGCCGAACGUCAACCAGAUAGGGACCGGUGCCAUUGAUUUACAGGGCGCCCUGCACAGCUUAGAAGACAUCAAACGCGGAGCCCAGCCGGGGUUCGUGGACCGAAGGCCCGGCUUUGACAGGUCCCGCAUGCUAGCAGCUCAACACCGCAACAGACUGGCACCGUUUGAAAAGAGGCAGAUGGACAGCCCUCGGUAUGGAGGAGUCCAUUAUUUAUCUCCACCGGACACCAACUGGAGGAGCCAUUUGCAUCCUGUGUUGCCAGGGUCAGCUAUGUUAAGAACCAACUCGGAUUCGGCUCUACACACGAGCGCGAUGAACCCUGCACCACAGGACCCCUUCCAUCCACCCAACCAAGGCAGCCCACAGCAAGUACGCAGAUUUGGCAAUGUGCUAGAUCCACAGUUAGGUCAGAAGCCCUGGGACCCCAAAAAGCACCAGCAGGUGGGGACUGGGCGACCAAAGUCUUGUGAAGUUCCAGGGAUAAGUAUCUACCCGUCAGCGGAACAAGAGACGAAUCACCCACACAUCCCGAUCUCCAACAACACGGGCUCGCUUCCCGACCUCACCAACCUCCAGUUCCCGUCACCCCUGGCAACCCCGCUGGACGUGGAAGAUCAGACUUCCUUCAACCAUAGUAGCGGCAACACCCUGUCCACAAAUACCAUGCAACAUUUAGGCAUUAGUGCUGCGCAGCAAACACAGACCAGUCCUCAGGCCCAGAGAAGACGUCACACCCACCACUCUGCACCGAGUCCCCUCACUCUCAGUCCCCACCAGCAAAGACGAGCACAGUCACAAGUUAUACCUCCUCACAACGAAUACGACAGACCCGAUGUUGCACAUCAAGGUUUCCUAGACACGCAGGUUGACGGGUCCAUACUAAACUACCCCCUUGAUUUUGAGACGUUAACAGUAGACACAGCAGGUAACCUGACUGUGGACCCCCAGGCACAGUUGCGACAGUUCCAGCUCUUCCAACAACAGAGUGCGCAGCAGCCCCCCGGACCCCCGCCUCAACGGCACUCCCCCCCCCAACAUACCCCCUCCCCCCACCAGUCUCCACAGCACAUGCCUCAACACCAUCAGCAACAGUUCAACAUGGAUGUGGUGAUGCAGCAGUACCGGAGUCAGCCGUCAGGGGUGGCCUCAGGUCCCCCCACACCCACAUCACAGUCUCCCUCAUCCCCACUCUCCAACCAGACAUACUCACAGGGUCAGGGUCCACAGUUUGAACAGUUCAGCAUGGUGCAGGAUAAUCCCAGCACUUCACCUCUGACAACUUCCAGUAUGUCACCCAUCACCAGUAAUCCCUACAUGGGACAGACAAUGAGUGACAUGCAGUACGCCCAGGCCCAGAUCCACGGCUUGACAGGCAGCCAGGAGUUCCUCCAGCCAAACAACAACAACAAGGUCCCACCGUACCCACACACCUCGCAGGGCAACCAGGGGAUCCCUGAUAUCAUCCUCACAGGAGCGGGAGAGUCGCCGCCACGCCAGGACUUUGCCAAAGACCUGGGCAGUGCCAUGGCCAGCAUGGCCAGUGGCUUUGACUCGGACACCCUGUUUGCGGCGGACGACCCCCUGAAAGUGGGUAUAGAUCCCCUGGACCUGGAGAGCUUACAGAUGCUGACGGAACCCUCCGACAUGGUGGCAGACCCGGCCACAGAAGACUCAUUCCGGAUGGAUAGGCUGUAAGGAGUGGUGUUGGGUGACGAUGUUACAUGCUAGGUUUGUACGGGGGAGGGGGCUACAGUUUAGUAAAGUGCAUUCUGUGUUAUCUGUGAACAGGAGCUUGAAUGUGUGCAUGGCGCAGACCUUCCCUGUGGGAGGGGGAGGGGGGCGGCAUAACUUCCAUGCCGGAGUAUAGGUAGAUGUAAGGGAUGAAGGGAUCCAGUACAGUAACUCGUUAACAGUCCUAGAAUAUCACAGUAGACAAGGCUUUGAGAAGAAGCAUUGAAAUGUAUUUUUUAUGAAGAAGGUUGAUUGCAUGAGGGGCGUAUCCUGUGUUUUAUUCGUUUCUUUCGAAGACUGAUUGAACCAUGGCAGUAUAGGACAAUGGUGCAAUGUGUGAGAAGGAUAAAAGAGCCACGGUUUUAGUGAUGUCCAAGAGAAGACUGACCACCCCCCUCCCCUCUAUGUUUUGUACAUAUUAGAGAAUGAAAAUUUCCAGAAAAACGAAGAACAUUUCUGUAAUCUAAUUGUCCCAAGAGAUCUAUCUAUAGAGCAUUUGUAAAGAUACAUUGUGUAUUUCUUACCACGACAUGGAAAAAAGGCAAAUACCUGUAGAUGUUUUAGGGUUGAAGGGUUUAAAGUAACGGAUUGUACAGCUAGUUACCUGUAGUAUGUUGUAGGGAGUAGAUGAAAGAAUGGCUGUAUGAACCUGUGUGGACAGGACGGACUGGAAUCUGGUUUUUGUCGAGAUGGUUUCUAACUCGGUGCUGCGUGUUUGUCUACAAGCUACAAAGGACUGGACUCAGGAACAACUACAACAACAAAAUAGCUAUAACGAAAUAAACCAGGGACACAUGGUCCUGUGCAGCCUUCUAAGAGUGGCAUGAAUUCUAUAUGGCACAAGUCGCCGACAAAUGAUCUAUUUUUUUUAAUUGAAAAAUUCAUAGUUCUUUUAAGUUAAAAAAAGAAGCACUUGUUUAAUUUCUUCUUUGAUCUAACAAAUGCACCAGAGGUGAAAGUCUGGUUUGAAAUUGUCUAAACCGAAGACUCGGGUUCUUCUUGUGUAAAUUUGGUUUGGAAGCAUCUUGAGAGAUUUCCGGAGACGUCAUUCUUCAAAGUUGUAUAUUUUUGAUAUGUGAGGAUAUUUUGGACCGUCCGUCCUGGCCACAGCAGGCACUGAGUUGAGAUGGCAGGUUAGAGGAGACGUGUCUGCGAACAAUCGCUUCUCCUUUGUCAUUUUUAGCUGAUUUUUGGAGGAAGUUUGUACUACUCACACUUGGCAGCUCAGGACAAAAACAACAGUAACGUCAGCUGCACAGAACGCCAACAAGGAAAAAAUAUUUAGCUGUCUUAGUUUUUACAAAUGUUAGAUGGAGAUUACCAAAACCUUAUCUAGUGGAUUCUCUUAACGUAUAUUUUUUGUAUUGUACUAAUAGUGCUUGGUGCUCUGUCGACAGCCUGUGAUGCUAGCCAUGUAAUAUAACUGGCUUUGGUUAACAUGUACACAUGUUUUUGUCGGUAAAUAUGUAGUAGAUGGUUAAAAAAAGCAAUUUCCUUAUGAAGGAAAGCAUGUUGAUGACUAUGAUUUGCAGUGUAGUUGUAUAUCCAAGAAGAUAUCUCUAAUUGUUUUAUCAGCUGUGAGGUCCAUGGCUGGUCUAUCAGAUUGUAUUAUAGUGCUUUCUACCCUCAUAUCUGCUUCCCUUGCAGCUAUUAACACAAAAAUUGCUGUACAUGUUCCUUUGUGGAAAGAAAAAUCUAUGAGACAAUAACAAUUUAUAAAAAAUCUAACACAGAAAAAAAAAUUUGUAGCGUGUCCGCAGACAUGAGCUGUUUGUGUAGAAGACGGUAGACAUACCCACCCGCUGACAUGUCUGGUGUAUGCUGUCAGUUGUGGCCUGAACAGCAGCUGUGUUGCGUACAUGUCUAUUGGUAGUACAAUGCCUGUGCUGUACCCCUGUCACACGUGUCAAGACCUUGGAAGGCUGUUGUCAUCCUUGCUGACUGAACCCCAUACAUACUUUGUAGAGCGAAAAAGGGCUGCGUCUUCCAAGGAUGUUCGUCGUACAUGUCGUGUUUGAGCCCUUACCCGUCACCCCUCUUACUCCACUGUCAAGUCUACACUCAAGUACACACAGCAAAAAUAGGGCAAGGAGGGAUAUUGUCAUAGUAUUGUGCCAGUCAAUCUUCACUUUUUUUCUCUCCAGUAUUUGUGUGAUAAAUUUUUUUGGAUGCAUUCAAAUUCCUUCUGAGACACCUGCAAACCCAAGUGCAAUCCAAGUUUCUGUCCAACAUCUUGAGACAAAUUUUGCACAGAAGCAAGGGGGAAGGAAGACGUGAGUUUUCAUCUGGAAACCUGGAAAGGUUUUCUGUAUUUUACCUGAAAACAGGUUAUUUGAAAUGUUACAUCGAAGACACUGCCACAAACUACGAUCCAUGACAAAAUUCACAGCGCAGUAAACUGCUUGCAAAAGUCACCUAAACAUUGUCCAUUUUAUUGCACAGUUGUACCAACAGUACCAAGGUUGGACAGCAGUCUUCUGAAGGUGUUGGCAGUCCAGAAAUAAGUCACUCUUUUACUCUACAGUCAAGAUUUCCAGUUCUACAUUUUCACCUCUAUGGAAAGAGUUUGCUCUGGGGGUUACAAUAUGAAAAAUGGUGGGUUGUGUUGCAUGAGUAUGACUGCAAUAAGUUGGUUCAUUUCAACACCUCCAAAAACAAAAUAGGGCUUGAACAAGUGAUGAUUUUACCCCUGGUGUAGUUUGAAUAGUUUGUUGUUCUUGUCAUUGUCCAGAGUAGAAGGUGUACAUGUACUAUUCUACUUCUACAACCUUCUAUUCUGUUGUGAUGAGUUGUGAUCACUAUAUAUCAGUGGCCUGCCCUGGUCUUGAGUUAUGUAUGCUCGGCAGUGGUGGCCAAACUAGAUUGGCAGUCGACUGAAAGGCUGUGUCGCCAUUUCAAAUUCUUAGAUUGAUUACCAACAAAAUCAGGACAACCACUCCUGAAAAAUAUAAAUUCAUUUUAUUUAUUCCAUGAGUGUUAUUUUCCAUCUGUAUCCUUUGACUUUACUAUUACUAUUGGUGUGGGCAAUACAUAAAGUACUGGAAAAGUUUACAUGUUAAUUGUUUUAAAUUUUAUGUUGGAUAUGUGUAUUUAAAGAAAUGAAUAUCUACCACAGAAAGUGUAUGAAAUGAUUUUAGAAUGAAGCAAGGGCAGUCUUUCCCCUCUACAGAAGUUUUGUAAUUAUAUACAGGUAUUAGUGGAUAAUUCAAUUAUCACUUGGAGCCAAUCACGUUUGGACACCAUCUGUGAGAUGUAAGAAAUGUUCUGGAUAUUGUCUACAAUGUAUAUCAGUGAGCUUGCUGUAGUGUGCUACUUGUCAUUCCAAGGGCUAUUCCAUUCAACAAAAGGGGUGAGGAAAACUAAAACUUCCUUCAUAAUGGCUGUGCUGAGGUGCACAAAUGAUGGAAAUAUUAUUGUGAUGGACUGGAAAUUUACAGGACAAAAUAUGAAAUUUAUCUUUGAAGUGGAAGUCUUUAUUUAAAGGCAUUGAUGGAAGAAUUGAUGUUUUAAAAGUGGGACGAGAAUAAUGAGAAAUGGAGAGAAGUACACAGACUUUACUACCACCCCAUGCAGUUGGUAAUGGAAUAGCCCUGAUUUCAGUGCCCAGCGCCUGACUGCCGGUUGAAUGACCAGUCUGGUGCCGUGUUGUGAAGGGCGGUCUUACUACAUGUCCCGUUAUUUUUGAUACAGGGCCACUCCAUUGUACCACGCGUACUGUUCAGAGCAACAUUGUCUGUUGUAACUUACCGCGUACAUGGCAAAUCCGGGUGCAUGAUUUUGUCUAUAACUGACCCCUUGUAAAAGUCAAUAAAAAUUUACAUUU
Molecule: messenger RNA, 6228 nt
Organism: Branchiostoma belcheri (Belcher's lancelet)
Lineage: Eukaryota; Metazoa; Chordata; Leptocardii; Amphioxiformes; Branchiostomatidae
Product: CREB-regulated transcription coactivator 1-like
Biological process (GO): protein homotetramerization; positive regulation of transcription by RNA polymerase II
Cellular component (GO): nucleus; cytoplasm
Molecular function (GO): cAMP response element binding protein binding
Source: RefSeq, a predicted model, not a curated record